Molecule: messenger RNA, 404 nt
Organism: Trypanosoma conorhini
Lineage: Eukaryota; Euglenozoa; Kinetoplastea; Trypanosomatida; Trypanosomatidae
Product: small subunit ribosomal protein S17e
Exons: 1
Biological process (GO): translation
Cellular component (GO): ribosome
Molecular function (GO): structural constituent of ribosome
Source: RefSeq, a predicted model, not a curated record
CGGUGAAGCGCGCGUCGAAGCAGCUGGUGGAGAAGUACUUCACCAAGCUGAACAAGGACUUCUACCAGAACAAGCGCCUCGUCAUGGACGUCACCAUCGCCCGCUCCAAGAAGCUGAAGAACAAAAUCGCCGGCUACGCGACGCACAUCAUGAAGCGCCUCGCCCGCGGCCCGGUCCGCGGCAUCUCGCUGAGGCUGCAGGAGGAGGAGCGCGAGCGGCGCAUGGACUACGUGCCGGAGGUGUCGCACGUCGACCAGGCCAUCCAGGACGGCGUGCACGUCGACAAGCAGACGCUCAGCAUGCUGAAGCGCAUGGAGACUGGACUGCCGCGCCACGUCACGCUCGCGCCCGUUGCGGUCCCCGCCAACAAGAAGGGUGGCCGCCGCCCGCCGUUCCGCAAGUGA